AUGCCUUCGAUGCAACCGUCGGCACACGAGAGCCUCGUGGUCGACAGUGGUUUGCCAAAAUACUAUGAUGCCGCUGUCGCCAUCCCGUCUCCAGUGUUCGAAACCCUUGCCCGCACGGCUCGGGAAAAUCAUGUCUUUCUCUCACUCGGCAUCGUCGAGAAGGAGGGAGGCACGCCCUAUUACACGGCUUUUCUCUUAUAUAGAGAUGGGAUGCUCCCUGUACAAUCACAGUUGAUACCAACGGCGGCUGAACGCCUAAUCUGGGGCCGCGGCUCCGGCGACGGACUCAUCGUCGCUGAUAGUGCGAUUGGCAAGGUUGGUGGAUUAAUCUGCUGGGAGAAUUACAUGCCCGCUGCUAGGCUAGCGCUGUAUCACAAAGGCAUUGAGUACGUGUGA
This is a messenger RNA of Letharia columbiana, 396 nucleotides long. RefSeq lists its product as uncharacterized. Lineage: Eukaryota; Fungi; Ascomycota; Lecanoromycetes; Lecanorales; Parmeliaceae. The record is from RefSeq and is a predicted model, not a curated record. The transcript is spliced from 3 exons. Gene Ontology annotation, molecular function: catalytic activity. Bases 1 to 396 code for a protein of 131 amino acids.